Messenger RNA from Penicillium cosmopolitanum, 2007 nucleotides. RefSeq lists its product as uncharacterized. The coding region runs from base 1 to 2007 and encodes 668 amino acids. The record is from RefSeq and is a predicted model, not a curated record. The transcript has 6 exons. NCBI's taxonomy places the organism in Eukaryota, Fungi, Ascomycota, Eurotiomycetes, Eurotiales, Aspergillaceae. Gene Ontology annotation, molecular function: DNA-binding transcription factor activity, RNA polymerase II-specific; DNA binding; zinc ion binding. Gene Ontology annotation, biological process: regulation of DNA-templated transcription; DNA-templated transcription.
AUGACAGCACGGAACUCGAAUAGAGCUAUCCGCCCCCAACUGGCCGAUGAGCCCCGAGAAUCCGAAAAGCCGGAUGCCAAUACCCCGAAGCUCGUGAAAAAUGCCAGCAGCGCCUGUUCAGCAUGCCGGAGGCGCAAGUCAAGAUGUGUCGGGGGCGUGCCAUGCGAGCCAUGUCGUAAAGCAGAUACAAAGUGCGAACUCGAUUUUGACACUGAUGGCCGACGACGCGUCGCCUUCAAACGAAAGAUCCAGUCUCUGGAGCAGGACCGCAACUUGCUUCUACAAUUGAUGGAGACUAUUCGCAGUGAUAACACUCGAACAGCCCCUGGAGUCCUGAAUCUGAUCCGGAGCAAUGCGUCUGUAGGUGAGAUUCGGCAAUUCUUGGAUUCCGACACCAUUUCUAGCUCUGCCGAUGAAAUGCCACCGAAGAUUCGGAGACAGACAUCCAGGAAAUACAUGGAUAUCAAGAGUUUAUCCGAUAUACCUCUCUACGAGGUCCCAGCGCAACCUUGGACCUCGGUGACAGAUGACAGCAGCUUUGUGUCUCACCUUAUUUCACUUUACUUCACGUGGCAGCACCCUGUUUUGAAUUGGAUCGAUCGUGACCUCUUUCUAAGGGACAUGCGCUCGAAAGACUUGAACUCGAAAUUUUGCUCUCCAAUUUUGGUAAACAGCAUAUUGGGUGUCGCAUGUUUCUAUACCUGGUAUCCUGAAGGAUUCGCCAAUCCAGCUGAACCAAGCUCUCGGGGCGAGCACUUUUUCAAAGAGGCAGUUCGUCUUCUAGGAGAGGCAGAAGGAAAGUUGACACUCACGAACCUUCAAGCAAGAGGAGACAUCUAUACUAGUGCUUGUGUUAUGGGCAAGGAUAGACUUGGUUGGCAGUAUUUGGUGGAGAUAGCAGAGUGCGUUCGCCAAUUUAUCAAUCGACGAGACCUUUUCAUCAGGGAAACAAAGGGCGACGUCCAGGAAAUGUCGAGAAGUAUUGAUACCACACUUCAUGGCCUGUUCAGCCUCAAUCCGGUGGCGACACUAAGUUUACAAAAACCGACAAUUAUAAAACGGCCGCAACUCGAAUAUUUCCCAGAGGAUCAUCACCCAGCUGACAAUUGGACGCCAUACCCCCGACAAGCCGAUGCGCUGUUGGCUCACACCAACUGUGUGAAGAACGGCACAUUUGAUCUGGGCAUCAUCAUGUGGGAGGUGUCUGAUUAUCUCUUUGGAGAUGAGAAGCCCCCUAGUCCCGACGCCACAAUUAUUGAAGGGUUUUACCAGCGUUUGCAAAAGUGGGAUGAAGGUCUCCCUAAUUGCAUCGACAAGAAAAGCAACGCACCACCUGGUGUUAUGGAUCUCCACAUGAGAUACCAUAACGCAGUCUUGAUAAUGUUUGGUUUCAUUCUUCCAGGCCUUGAUCAGAGUCAAUCAGCUGAAAAGGAGAGAAUCAAUGGGAUCCGCACAACAUCAGCCCGCGAAAUUGGCAUUGUGCUCAACCAGUUCCGCUCACUCUGGCCAGUGGAGUACAUGCCCAUGAAUUCGAUGCAAUAUGCCACCAUCGCCCUAUUCGCACUACUCGGUAGUCUCGAGCAUGAGGACAACCAAAAAUCAUUUACAGACAUUCUGAUCAGCCUUCGCGCUCUUGCACGUCGCUGGCAAUUGGCUAAGGGGAUGCUUCGCCUUAUACAGUUGACAGCUAUGAAGCAAGAAUCUAAGCUUCCUGUCGAGGCAGAGGUUCUUCUUCGCGAUUUUGAAGAGGAGCUAUGGACAGCGAGCGAUCGUCAACGGUUUAGCAGCCUGUAUCCGAAUUUCGCCGUCUCUACGGAAUUCAAAGAAGGAACUAGCGCAGCCGCUGAUGAGGCUGAACUAGAUCGGCUUCUUGAGGAAUGGGAUAAUCUGGCCUUGUCCAACAAAAAAGCAGAGACUAUUCAGGAGGACAGUGAGGAAAGGGACAGUGAGGAAAGGGACAGUGAGGAAAGGGACAGUGAGGAAAGGGGCGAUGGUGGAAGCAACUAA